GCACUAGGUCACAAGGGCUUCAGCCACGGCCAAGGACGCACGCGGUUCCUCAUCUCUCUCUCUCUCUCUGGCUCUCGCGGAUUGCCAAGGAGAAGACGUCGGCCAACUUCUCUGCUGCGAAACUGUGUGGGACGAAUAAGAUAAGAUCUUUGGUGCGAAGAAGGGGAGACAUUUUCUGUAUUUCGUACCUAAAGUGUAAAGAGACAGUGUUGUGUACAUCCACUUCGUAAGCAUAAGACCGAGACAUGUCAUAGAAAUUCAUCUCACUAGAAAAAAAGAAAGAAAACUAAGAACUUGUUAUGCGAACCACCACCGGCAGAAUGUGGCUCUUCAGGAACCUGGUGGCGGUUUUGUUCAUUGCCAUCGUCUCUGCUUCAACCGUCAGCCCUCGCACAUCUCCACCAGUCUCCACCACUCCCUCGCCUCCCACCGCGACGCCUUCUCCGUCAAGCACGCCAGAGAAUGAAGAGGGUCACGUAGUCGCCAGCGCCUCCAUCGCCGACGUCGAGACUCCCGCGGUGGUCGUGGAGGUCGACGAUGACUGGGAGGACGUCGAGGGAGAUGACUACGAUGGCGUAGACGAUGAUGGAGAUGUUUUCCCGGAGGAGGAGGAGGAGGAGGAGGAAGAUACUGAGGAUGAUGUUGAAGAUGACAUUAUCGAGCAGGACAACGAUGAAGACGAUGGAUAUGUCGAAGAUGAUGAAAAUGAUGAAGUACAAGAAUCCUCUUACGACAGAUACGACGAUGAUUCUAUCGUGGAGGACGACUCUUACGAUCACCCCGACGGCUUGACGCAAGAGGGCUUCGAAGCCAACGUUCCUCACCCUCUGCACGACGACCGCGAUAUUAUCAUCGACAAGGACAACCUGGUCCCGGUGCUUCGGACGGUGAUCUUGGCCUACACGCACAAGGAGCGCCCGUCCUACAGCGAGCUCCUGAAGGCCGCGGGAAUGAGCGCCUUCAAGACUUCUCUCAAGUACAUCGGCAAGGAGAAGCUGGCGUCAAACCUCCUCUCGGCGGCCAAAAGGCUGACGAACGUCUUCGACGACGACGAGCGAGACAACGCCACCCUGAAGGUCCUGGGAGAACUAGCGGAGGAGUACCUGGCCAAUCACCGCUUCAAGUUGGUGCUGCCCGAGAGCCUUCUGCUGCACCGCCAGGAGAUGCAGGAGUUCCUCGCGCGGCAGGAAACCAUCGUGGAGAGUCGGGACUUCUCGACCUCCGAGCUUGAUAUAUCCAUGCCUCGAGCUGACCCCGGAGUCACCACCCUCCUGUCCAUCGGCCCCAUGACGUGGAUGGCCCUCAUCGGCGGCCUCGUCUCUAUCCCCUACUUCCUGUCGGACUCGCCCACGCCCGCCCGCGUCGACAAUCCCGCCCGCAACCCAUCGCCCUUCCUCCAGCCCCCUCACCUGCCCUUCUACAACGUGCAUCACCUCAGGAGGGACGAGCAGGAGCAGGCGCACCACCUGCAGCAUCUGGACCCCGAGCAGGCAGAGUACCAGCAGAGCUACGCCGAGUGGUACAACAACUGGUAUCUACGGUACAAGCAGUACUACGACGAGAACUACCCUGACCUCCGACAGGCCCACAUCCAGAACCAGCAGCAGCUACAACAGCAGGUCGCACCGCAUCCCCCGCAGCAGCAGCCGCAGCCGUCCCAGCAGCAGCCCAUCCUGGCCUUCAGACAGCAGCCUCCCCGCGGCGUACAGCAGCUUCCCCGCGCCCACUCCUCCAACAAAGUCGUCCAGCGCCCUCAUGCCCCCCCACGCCCGCAGCGCCCGACCAUCGACUUCAUGAAGCCCCCUCCGCCUCUGGGCUCUGAGGGCGGCCCCGUCCGCGUCCGACCGGCUCAGCCAAGACCUGUGAACCCCCACCAGAACCCCGUCCCUCUACAGGCCCCAAGGCAGCCGGUGCUGCAGCAGAGGCCGGGACCCAACUCGGCUCGCCACGCGGUCAGCGCCGAGGACACGUCGGGCGGCGUCAACACCUUCGGGACGUUCCAGGACGAGGGAAAGAAGGGCGACACGCACUUCAAGGUGUUCCGGGGGGUCGACUCCGGCAGUCCCGCCACGUUGAGCACUGUGAGGCCCCGCGAGCCCAGCCCUCAGCCCGUGUUCGUGCCCACCACUGAGAAGAACCUCCAGACCGAGAGCGGGUUCAAGCCGAUCAUCCGAGCCGACUCCCCCAACCCGAGGCCGACCCGAGCACCUGCCAUCGUCCCGAACGUCAGGCCUGUCGCUGUGACGUCCGGCUUUAGUCCGCCCAAGCAGGAGACCGUCUUGACCAAGAACGUCCCUUCGACGGCGGGCCACACGAUCUCCAGCGGAUUCCAGCCCAUUGCCUCCGCCCCCGAGGCCGCGCUGCCCAAGAAGGUUCCGGAGGGCGGCGUCCGGAAGGUCUCAGCUGUGACCUCCAAGGUGUUCAGCAGACCGUCCACGACCAGCAUCCCGCCCCCCGUCACGACCCCCCAGCCCGCCAUCUUCUUCCGAACCGCCACCCAGAAAUCGGUGAGGGUCGUCACUUCUUCGUCGGUCGUCCUGCCUUCCUUGUCGUCGUCUCAGGGUUCUUCCGUUCUCUCCGUCGACCUCCCGGAGCUGAAACGACCUCAGAGGCACCAGGAGUCGCAGGCAGCGGUUCAAGACGUUGAUGACAAGGCGCUUCAUCCCCAGCCAUUAGUGUCCGUCCCAGCUAACGAACCGGCGAGGCAACAACAAACCUCCGUGGUUGUGUCUAGUUCCAUAGGCUCCGACCCAGGCUUCGUCCGCACUAACAUCCCGACCGAAGUCCGCAUCGUCGACCACCAGAAACCGGCCGAGGCUUUUACAACCCAGAGGCCAGAAGCGACCACCGUCUCCAUCUACGCCCUUGACCCCUUCUACGGCUCGAGACUGUCACGAAUCGACGUCAUCUUCCAUCAGAUGAACAUGGUUGAGGAGGGAUGCAGGGAACAGAUCGUGUGCAACAUCUACAAGAACCCAAAAGCCUUCACUCCCUUCAGCGACUUCCUUUCUCGCCAGCUCACAGUGAAACUCGAAGAACUGCAGAGACCGAAAGUCUCCGACGAGAGGAUCCUCCGCUUCUUCCGGUACCUGAAGGCGGCGAAGGAGGGCCAGGACGGGUCGGACUGCCAGGCCAAGUACCCCGAGUGCCUCGUCGACACCACGACCCUCUCGCACCAGCCGAUCAUGAAGGCGUUCGAAAAGGUGUCCAUCCUGAGGAACGCGGCUGGCUAAUGCACGGGGAAGUCGUGGUGUUUAUGUUGAUGGUGAUGUCUUGUUAUUAUAUUAUUAUCAUUAUUACUUUUUUAAAUUAUCAUUUGAUGAUUCUGUGCGAUGGUAGAUGUUACCAGUCGAUCCGCGCGCGUGUGUGUAUCCGAGAGUCGUUCGGGUUUGUGUGAAUGUCCAUGGCCGUUUUAUUUGUUUUGUUUUGUUUUCUGUCUGACUGACUGGGAAUCAGGAUGGGAUGGAAAGUGUUCGUUCGUUCUGGCGGUAGAGACACGAAACAUUCAUUCCCCGAAGAAGAAUAAACAAGACACCCCUAAGAAGAAAAAAAAAAGUGAAUCAGAAACACGCCAAAAAAGUACAAAAGAAAACUGGAACUCUCAUCUCCGGCGGAUCCCAACAGAUGGCGCGGCGAGAGUUUUAACUGCCACCAAGAUGCUCCCCUUGCCAAAUACGACUUUCUAAACCGGGAAUCAUUACCGGGAGAAGACACGAAGGCGUAAAAUCCACGCCACCUUGACCGUGCCCCUCCCGGAUGAGAAUCGAGGUCAGGUGCACAGUCCCUUUUUUAUUGUUACCUGUACUCGAGGCAGCUGGAACCGGUAGCCCUGCUGACUGCCUGCCCUACAUACGUCGCCCGGCUUGCUGAGAGUGGAACGCGUUUUUUUUGUUUUGUUUUUUCUUUCCUUUUUUCAGAUCUCUUUUUUAAUCUUGUUUUUCUUUUUACUUUUUCUUUUCUUCCUGUCUUCCACUGCACCGAAACUGUAGUUUUUAUUGUGUUUUUUUUAAAGGGAUUCUUGCUGGAGAUGAAGGCCACAAGGAUUAAUUUGAGUGUCUUUUGUCGUGAACUUACGCAUAAGUUUAUUCCCCGACGAGGAAAAAGGAACUUACCUUUGCCGAUAUUUCUUCUUGAAAAUUACAAAAGUAUUUCCAAAUCUUCAGUUAACAUAUUAGGAGAGAGAGAGACAAACAUGUAACGCCCCCCCCCCCCCCCCUUGCACCUCCAAACGAAAAGUUCAGAGCACUUCUUUCUUGUGCCAAUCACCUUUUCAUUAGUUACGAUUAUCGUGAUACUCUUUUUUUUUCUCAUAGAAGUUACAUGUAAAAAAAAACAAAAACAGUAUUGCUUCCCACGAAACAAAAAGGAUUUUAGUGAUGUUCUAAAACGAGAUGUCAUGACCUAACCUCUAGCACUUUCCAUCCCACGCCUAUAAUGCAAGCUCAAUAUAGCACAUAUAAGAUAUAUAUAUACAUAUACCUUAUGACUACGACGGUUCAUAGAACUCUUUAAGGUCAACUCUAAAAGCUAAAGGUACCAAUAUUGACCUUUAUAUCUCAGGUUAUUCCUUCGGUCUAUAAUAUUUCUUUCGGCUUUUGAAAUGAUGCGUAAUUGUACAAUAUUCCGACACAUUUUUCCCCCUUCGCCUCUUCCAAACUUUCUGAAUAUUGUCUAAAAACCUCAUUAUUCUUAUUGUUAUUAUUGUUAUUAUUGCAAUUAUUUAUUGUAAACUUAUUUAAUUAAUUUAUUGGCUACUAAUUUAUGUAUUGUGAUAUCAUACCUAUUAUUAAGAAUUAUCGAGAAGAGAUGCUAGUGUGAGACACUGCGCCAGAUUUUGUAAACGUUUUAAUAAUAAAGCGAACUUCGAAU
Molecule: messenger RNA, 4869 nt
Organism: Penaeus chinensis
Lineage: Eukaryota; Metazoa; Arthropoda; Malacostraca; Decapoda; Penaeidae
Exons: 7
Coding region: 300-3233 (977 amino acids)
Source: RefSeq, a predicted model, not a curated record